AUGACCAGUAUAUCUCCCUUUGUCAGUUCCUCCAGGCAAACUCUUCGCGCCAUACCCAGAUGUAGUCGUGCGAGAGCUUCAAUUGCUUGCAAAGCAGCCACUCUACCCUAUCACCGAUGUCUCCAGACCUCCGCUCCACCCCCACAGCGAAUACCAGACUUUGCUUUCGCAUUCGACAUCGAUGGCGUCCUCCUCCGCUCUCACGACCCUCUACCGCGCGCACGGAAAGCACUAUCCUAUCUCCAGCAGCAGCGUAUACCGUCUAUCCUCCUCACGAAUGGCGGCGGCAAGCAUGAGUCUGAGCGCGUGGCCGACUUGAGCGAAAGCCUGGGCGUGUCGCUUGACACCAGCAUGUUUGUACAGAGCCAUACGCCUUUCGCGGACAUGGAUCAGUACAAGAACAAGACGGUGCUAGUCUGUGGAGGCGAGGGGGACAAGUGCAGAGUUGUUGCCGAGAAAUACGGCUACAGAUCCGUCGUCACCCCCGGCGACAUCCUCGUCCAGCACCCCGAAGUCUGGCCCUUCUCAGCGCAUCUAACGUCCCUGUACAAACCCUUCGCGCGCCCCCUUCCCAGGCCCAUCCACCCCACCGAUCCCUCCUCCUCCCUCAAAAUCGACGCAAUCUUCAUCUACAACGACCCGCGCGACUGGGGUCUCGACGCGACGCUAAUCCUCGACCUGCUGCUCUCCUCGCGCGGUAUCCUCGGCACCCUCUCCGCCUCCAACAACACCCCCUCUUUCCCGAACCGCGGCUACCAGCAAGAUGCUCAGCCGCCGCUGUAUUUCUCGAACCCGGACUUGUGGUGGGCGGCGAAAUAUCAUCUGCCGCGGCUGGGACAGGGCGGGUUUAGGGAGGCGUUGGAGGGGCUGUGGGCGGCUGUUACGGGGGGGGAGAGGAUGGGGGUCAGGCUCAUGAAGACGGUUAUCGGGAAGCCGUUCCGCGAGACUUUUGAGUUCGCGGAGAAGAAGCUUGUGGGGUGUCGGGAGGAGAUUUUUAGGGAGGUGGUGGGGGAGGGGAGGCUGGAGCCGUUGAGGAGAGUUUAUAUGGUUGGGGAUAACCCGGAAUCGGAUAUCAGGGGCGGCAACACAUAUCAGAGCCCUCACGGCACGGACUGGUGUUCAAUUUUAGUGAAGACUGGCGUAUACCAGGAAGGCCAGGAGCCGACUUGGAAGCCUCGAGUCAUUGUAGAAGACGUCUACGAUGCAGUACAGUGGGCUGUAGAGCAGUCCGAAUGGGACAAUGGAGACUGA
Messenger RNA from Coniosporium apollinis CBS 100218, 1251 nucleotides. RefSeq names its product HAD-superfamily subfamily IIA hydrolase. The record is from RefSeq and is a predicted model, not a curated record. NCBI's taxonomy places the organism in Eukaryota, Fungi, Ascomycota, Dothideomycetes. Gene Ontology annotation, cellular component: mitochondrion. The transcript is spliced from 4 exons. Bases 1 to 1251 code for a protein of 416 amino acids. Gene Ontology annotation, biological process: glycerophospholipid biosynthetic process.